This is a messenger RNA of Drosophila busckii, 892 nucleotides long. It is a transcript of the gene peo, whose product is annotated as protein crossbronx. Lineage: Eukaryota; Metazoa; Arthropoda; Insecta; Diptera; Drosophilidae. The transcript is spliced from 3 exons. The coding region runs from base 65 to 799 and encodes 244 amino acids. The record is from RefSeq and is a predicted model, not a curated record.
GUCACUCAUCUGUGCAAUUGUUUACUAUCUGAAACAAAAACAAUAAAUUUAAUAAAACACAAAAAUGACGCUUGAUCUGGAAGCGCAAAAUAAAGAUGAAAAGCUGCUCCUUGCAACCAUACAACAGGAGUACAAGAUUCUUGCUGAGUACAAAAUGAUUGAAUCAGAGAAGCUAUCCGGAGUGUAUGUUAUUCCCAGCUAUGAAAACUCUUUGCAAUGGUUUGGAGUUUUCUUUGGACGCCAGGGCUUCUAUGAAAAGGCCGUAUUUCGUUUCUCAAUACUAUUGCCUGAUCGCUUUCCCGAUGACAAGUCACUUCCCGCCAUUAUCUUCCAGCACAACGUAGUGCAUCCUCUCGUUUGUCCAUACACAUUUAGUCUUGACAUUAGCAACGCCUUCCAGGAGUGGCGCUGCGGCGAAGAUCAUCUGUGGCAAGUGCUUAAGUAUAUGCAGGCAUUGUUCGCAGAUCCAUUAGAAAGCAUACGGAAUGUGCCUCCGAAUAAGGUGCCUAACGCCGACGUGGCACAGCUGCUGAAAAGUAAUCGGGAAGCGUUUGUAGCGCGCGUCCAAAAGAGUAUAACUGACAUAAUGACGCAUAUCUAUGACAAGCCGCCCACAGAUGAUCCGCACUUUAUAGUAUUCGAAAAAUUCCAAGCAGAUGUUCAUGGCCCGGUUAUGGAGCACAUACGUAAGAACAAGAGUCCAAGCGCUUCAACUGAAGGCAAUGGCGGUGGCGCAGCUACUGGACUCUCAUGGGUUAAAGUGCAGGAGGGCGAGUUUAAGCCUUUGAGCAUUGAGUAAAUUUAAUAAGCUAUAUACUAUGUACAAACCCUAUAUACAAAGAAUUGUUAUGACUUCUAUUAAAUAUUUAACUCGUGAUUGUGAGCAUCAGUU